Heterotrigona itama is the source of this 2819-nucleotide messenger RNA. The record is from the annotation of a GenBank genome assembly. NCBI's taxonomy places the organism in Eukaryota, Metazoa, Arthropoda, Insecta, Hymenoptera, Apidae.
GUUUUUUUGUUCCAUCCUGUUCGAGCACAAUCUCGAUUUUAUUAUAAUCAAACAUUUAUUCCGAAAUACGAUGAAAAGAUUGAUUCGACCAAGUUGAAUAAACCUCAUCAUUUCUUCGAUGAAAUGAAGCGUAGACCAGAUAACUGUGUAUUUUUUGAGUUACAUUAGGCAGCUUAUCAGUAUGAUACAACUCCGACUAUAAAUUGGGCAACAAACACAGUGUUCGAGGAAACACGAACGCAACGAAAUUGAAAGAUAAUGGAGCGUUAACGACCGUCCAUUAACUUAAUUGAUACGCACACAUUGUAUACGCCAGCUAAAACAUUUCGUGUUUGGCGAGCACCAGUGACACACGCAUUAACGAGAAACGUGCUAAAACAUGGGGAUUCCGGACUAUUUUUGCAUUCAUUUCGCACCGUUGUGUUGGACGAGUAAACCGUGUGCUUUACUCUCACCUCGGUUAAGGGGUCGUGAAAAUGCGCGAACGUGAUAUUCUUAAAAAACGAAGCGGCCGGAGUGAUGCGAGCCACGCAGGAGUAAGCGAGAAGAAGCUAGCUUGGAGAAUGGGACACGUUCGACGGGCGAAGAAGCUGCUUCCAAGCCGAACGAUGGCGUCCCUAUUGCCAUUGCUGCUGCUGGCAGUGUUACCAAACGCGCGAUUAGAAUCGGCAAUCAGUCCAGUGAGUAACGUGGGCUCGGUAUCGAGCGGUUCUUCUUCUGCCUCUUCAUCCGCCUCCUCGUCGUCGAUGGUGGGCGUCGUGGCUGGCAGCGGCUCGGCCUCCGGCAGCAUGGUUGGCUCUGGUAACAGCGUGGUCGGGGGUGGAAGUAGCGGCGUUGGACACUCGUCUUUGGGCGGCGGGACUGUCAAUGGGAACGGUCGAUGCGAGGAGAUCACGAUCCCGAUGUGUCGCGGAAUCGGUUACAAUCUAACAGCCAUGCCGAACGAGCUGAAUCACGACAAUCAGGAAGAGGCUGGCUUAGAGGUGCAUCAGUUUUGGCCGUUGGUCGAGAUCAAAUGUUCGCCAGAUUUGAAGUUCUUCCUCUGUUCGAUGUACACGCCGAUAUGUCUGCCCGAGUACACCAAGCCUCUUCCGGCUUGCAGAAGCGUGUGCGAGAGAGCACGGGCAGGUUGUGCACCGUUGAUGCAGCAAUAUGGAUUCUCCUGGCCGGAGAGGAUGGCUUGCGAGAGGUUGCCGGUGUUCGGCGACGUGGACAACUUGUGCAUGGACAAUCACACGAGCAGCACCGGAUACGGAUCCGGAACGGGAGGAGCGGCGAGUAGCGGCGCUCCUUUGUCACCACCAGCAGCGCCGCCACGCCCGACCAGGCCGUCCAAAACCACCCAACCACCUCGGUGCAAGCCAGGCAAAAAUCAAAAAAACUGCCAGCAUCCCCCGGGGGAAAGGGCGAGGGAUUGCGUGUGCCGGUGCAGGGCACCCCUCGUACCCCUGGGGGCGGGGGGCACGGUCAUUCCGGGGCCGAUAAGCAGCAGCAGCAGCAGCAGCAGCAGCAGCAGCACCGGCAACAUCGGCAACGGGGGGGCUGGACUGGCAGGCAUGGCCGUAAGUGGAGUCAUACCGGCGCCACCGAUAAGCAUCGGCCGAAACAACAUCAUCCAGGACAUUGCCGGAGUACCGAACUGCGCUCUCCCGUGCCACGGGGCGUUUCUCACCCCCGAAGAGCGAGGGUUCGCGGCCGUCUGGCUGGCCCUGUGGAGUGGCCUGUGCGCCGCAAGCACGCUCGUGACCGUCACCACGUUUCUCAUCGACACCCAGCGUUUCAAGUAUCCUGAGAGACCGAUAGUGUUCCUGUCAGCCUGCUACUUCGCCGUAUCGAUAGGUUACCUAUCGAGGAGCGUGUUCGGCCACGAGGAGAUAGCCUGCGACGGACCGGCGUUGAAGUCGAGGGCCCAGGGCCCGGAAGCCUGCGUGGCCGUCUUCCUGAUGAUCUACUUCUUCGGCAUGGCGUCCUCGGUUUGGUGGGUGAUCCUCGCGUUCACGUGGUUCCUGGCGGCAGGGCUGAAGUGGGGCAACGAAGCGAUAGCCUCGUAUUCCCAGUACUUUCAUCUAGCGGCUUGGCUGGCACCGGCGGUCCAGACGUUCUCCGCGUAUCUAGCCGGGGGAGUGGCAGGGGAUCCAGUGGCCGGGGUCUGCACCGUGGCUCCGGACGGAGUGAGAUCCUUCAUUCUGGUACCGUUGUUCGUGUACCUCCUGCUUGGGACGAGCUUCCUUCUGGCAGGAUUCGUCAGCUUGUUCCGAAUCCGAUCGGUGAUAAAGCGACAACCGGGAGCGAAAGCGGACAAACUGGAGAAACUGAUGAUACGCAUCGGCGUGUUCAGCGUUCUGUACACGCUACCAGCCGGAGUGGUGUUGGGCUGUCACAUGUACGAGACGUCGUUAAGAAACGAGUGGCUCGACUCGCUGGCCUGCCCCUGUCAGCCAAGGGCAAGACCUCUCUACUCCGUCCUGAUGCUCAAGUACUUUAUGGCUCUCGCGGUAGGCAUCACGUCAGGCGUGUGGAUCUGGAGCGGGAAAACGGUCGACUCGUGGAAACGUCUGUGGAGGCGCUUGUUCAGCGGAGGAAGCGGCCACGGAGGCGGCCACGGAGGCGGUGGCGCCGGUAUGGUAGCUGGCGUGACCGGCGUCAGCGGAGGAAUCGGCAGCACCAGCAUCAAGGGCGUCGUAGGACGUGUCGGAGUGCCGUAUCCACCGGCACCGGGGCCAGGCAGCGCUCUACUUCCGCCUGGCAGCGUGGCCAGCGCGUCCCAACAUCAUCUCCACCAUCACGUCCUCAAGCAACCUCCCCUCUCGCACGUAUGA